This is a messenger RNA of Moneuplotes crassus, 935 nucleotides long. Lineage: Eukaryota; Ciliophora; Spirotrichea; Euplotida; Euplotidae. The record is from the annotation of a GenBank genome assembly.
UUUCAUUUUUGAUGCGCUCGUUACAGUAAUUUGGUCAAAGAAAUUAAGACCUCCUUUAAAAUUUGAGUAACAACUUCAGUUUUAGAAGUUACCAACAGAAUAUUAUUCAUAGAGUCCAUUUGCUAGACUGAUUCCACCACUUCCAAAGAUGAAAAGAAAGAAAAUAUCAUAUAAAUUGAUAAACCCAAAAAUUAAAAAUAUAAUCUGUGAAAUCUCACCAACUUACAAGGGGAACCGUAGGUUACUUUUACUUGAAGUGAAUAAACGGUGAAAAGAUUUGGGAAUUGACACAAUAAAUGAAACACAGCUGAAUAAUAUUCUAUCUCGCAUAAAAGAAGGUGGCAUUUCCCAUAAGAAAAUCAGGAUACUGGAGCCUUCAGGACAAAUGCGCAAAAACUCAAUCUUCGCUAAACGGAUGCAAAGGAUUACAGGUGAAUGGAACAACCCUUCCCCUGAGAUAAAUUGUUAUGAAUCUGAAGAAGUAAAAGAGAAAAAUGAUGAUGUAGAGAAGAGAGCUUCGUGUGAUAAAAUUAUAUCUCUAGACAGCUAUAGCGAAUAUGUGGAUCAAAAUAGCAAUAUUUUCCCACAAAUCCCUAGAGAAGCUAAUCGUAUUAAACAAAUGCUAGUUUUUGGUAAAAGGAGCCCUGAGCUUGUAAGAAAAAGCUCAAGUGAAGAUUCAGAAGAAAAAUACUACUUUAAUAUGGUCAAGUUUGAAGCUGAAAAUCAAGACAAUGAGCAUUGAGGAAUGUUCAAGAUUUAUAAGAAUGAAGGUCUUGAAAGUUAAAUCUCUUAAUUAUUUGAAAUAACAAAUAAUGAGAGGAGUUUGAAAGUGAAAUAUUAGAUUAAAUCAUUAGGAUGAAAUAAACUCAGGUUGAGCUCCAAGAACAUAGAUUUUAAAAAUAUAGGUUUGGAAGUAAGAAAAAAUGGAACACCAU